AUGGAUGUGCAGGAGGCAGUUUGGGGUCUGGCAGAGGACAAGGCCCCUGGACCGGAUGGCUACCCACCAUUCUUCUUCCGUAGAUAUUGGUGUAUUAUUCGAAGGGCAGUGGUGGAGGCAGUUCAGUUUUACUUUAGCCAUGUAGGGAUGACAGAUGAUUGGAAGGCCACCUUUAUCACAUUGAUACCGAAGCGUGUGGACGCUUCGGAACCGAGUCAUUAUAGACCCAUUAGUUUGUGUACCACCUUGUAUAAGGUGGUGGCGAGGAUCAUGGUGGGGAGGAUGACGAGCCUGAUGCCACGGAUCAUUAGUCAGGAGCAGGGAGCCUUUGUGGGGGGGAGGAGUAUCUCAGACAACAUUUUACUGGCUCAGGAGAUGAUGGGGGAUCUGCAGCGAGCCUCGAGGAGGCGAUGUUUGAUGGCAGUAAAAUUAGACAUGGAGCGAGCCCAUGACCGGAUCCGAUGGGACUUCCUACGGCGGGCAUUAGAGAGCUUUGGAUUCCACCGGGUUUGGAUUGACUGGAUUCUAGGAUGUGUGCAGGGGCCUAGCUUCUCCAUUCUGGUCAACGGCACGCCAUCGCCCUUCUUCCGUGCUACUAUGGGACUUCGCCAGGGAUGUCCUCUGUCCCCAUUUUUGUUCAUUAUUUGCUCGGAUGUUCUUUCCCGGGCUAUGCAUGCUGCUUGUGGGAACCGGGAGCUGGCACCCUAUUGCCCAGCCCCGGGUGCCCGACCUCUUUCACACUUAUUAUUUGCAGAUGACUGUCUCCUACUUGCCAGGGCGAGGGUGUCAGAUGCCAGAGCCCUCCAGGGUGUGCUGACAGAGUAUUGUGUGAUGUCUGGACAGAGGGUUAAUCUACAAAAGUCUACUAUCUUUUUCAGCCCUAGCACUGAGGGGAGGGUGCGCCGGGAGAUCAGGGCGACUCUGGGGAUACAGGAGCAGACUGGGGCCCUGGUGUAUCUCGGGGUCCCCAUCACAGGGAGGAGGUUACGGGUGGCAGAGUGCUCCACCUUAUUGGAGAGGGUGCGGAGCAGAUUAGAGGGAUGGAGGGCCUCGUCUCUUUCUAUGAUGGGGAGAUUGACGUUGAUCAGGUCAGUUCUGUGUUCCAUGCCUAUUUACUUGAUGGCUCACACAGUGGUGCCGAAGACUGUGCUGGUGGGGAUUGAGCGACUUAUGCGGAGCUUUCUUUGGGGCUCCUACCGGGGGGGCCAUGGGAUACAUCUGUUGGCUUGGGAGAGAGUGUGUCUACCACUGAGGGAGGGUGGGCUGGGGGUGCAGUCACUCUUGGUACGACGCGAGGCUCUCUUGGCACGGAGGGCAGUACAGCUUGUUCUGGAGCCGCUCGGUCACUGGAGCCAGGUUAUGAUAGCCAGGUAUGGCCGAGCGGGUCUCGAGGGCCCGGCGAUAGGCCGGCGGAGGAGAUCUUUUAUGUGGCGAGAUAUUGGGAGGUAUGUGCCUAUAGCUCUGGCGCAUUCGAGGUGGUUGAUCGGCGACGGACGGAGUGUUGAUGUGAUGGAUGACCCAUGGGUGGAUGCAGUUCCUUUGAGACUAUGGCCGACGACUAUCAGCAUUGAGGUGGGGGAGGGACUCCGAGUUUCUGAUCUCCUCCGGCCGGGAGAGGCAGAGUGGGAUGGUGACAGGCUGGGCCAGCUGUUUGGAGAGCACCUAGUAGAGCGUGUUCGGUCGAUUCCCCUUCCGAGAUCAGCAGGUCCAGAUGCCAGGGUCUGGAGCACUACCCCUCGAGCGAGCGUUGGAGUCGGAGAGGUUGCCCGGCUCCUUCAGUCAGGCUCACAGUCGGGCAUAGAUUGUGGCUGGGUGUGGAGGUUUGGGCUACACCAGAGGGUUGCUCUCUUCCUGUGGAAGGUGGCCUGGGAGCGGUUGCCGACAUGCUCAGUGCUGUGUAGACGAGGUAUGAGCCUUUCCCCCUCAUGUCCAGACUGUGGGGUGGAGGAGUCGGUGGAUCAUGUUCUAUUCCACUGCGUAUGGGCGAGAGGUGUUUGGAGUUUGACUGGGAUCCUGGGUGCCACCUGGAGUGGGAGAGAUCUCUUCCUGGAGGAGGUUCGGCUGUGGGCUAGUGCACCUCAGACGCGGGGAUUGGCUAUCAGGGUGUCUUGUACAGCGUAUCAGAUAUGGCUGGCCAGGAACGCCCGAGUGUUUGGGGAGCGUCGGCUUUCCCUACUUUUUGUGAUGGAGCGAGCCAGAGCUCAGGCUGCAGAGAUUGUUCAGGUCGAUGAGAGGAGGAAUGGCUGGAGGCUGACUUCUCGCAAGAGAGAGAGUCGGUGGAUCGAGGUGGGUCCUCCUGCACAUGACUCCAUGGCUAGUUGUAGGGGUUGUGUGGAGCCUUGUCAAAACUGUAAUGACAAAAAAGCUGGUUGGGAGGCACUUGCCCCCUACCCUGAGAUGGGGAGUGUUGACUCGACAAUUUUGGUCCUCUCGAUGAUCCUGCUUGUGGACCUCUUGCUGCUGUGGCCGCUUGGGGUGGCUGGCUACUGCAUAUGUUGGAUCGCAGUAGCUAGUGCCUGGAUAUAUCGAAAAUGUGCUUGA
Phoenix dactylifera (date palm) is the source of this 2541-nucleotide messenger RNA. The record is from RefSeq and is a predicted model, not a curated record. Lineage: Eukaryota; Viridiplantae; Streptophyta; Magnoliopsida; Arecales; Arecaceae.